GUUUUCUUGUUGAUUGACAUAAAAUUAGAAUUUAUUUGAAGCAUUUCAUUUUAAAUUCCUUACGAAAUAGAAAUAUAGUGAGUGUUGUGUAAAAGACUUUUUGUGAAAUAUUUUAUGUGUAUCAAGUCGACAUGACGUCGGAAAAGGGUAGGAAAGAUAAAAACCAGAACAUUCAAGUGUUCGUCAGAUUAAGGCCGUUAAAUCAACGAGAAAGAGACAUAAAAUCAUUGGGUGUUGUGGAAGUGGUGAACAAUAAAGAGGUAGUAGUGCGACAGUCACAGCAAACGUCGCACACCAAAAAGUUUACUUUUGAUCGUGCAUUCCCUCCUCAUGCUAAACAGGUUGAAGUUUAUCAGGAAGUGGUCAGCCCUCUUAUUGAGGAGGUGCUGGCAGGAUACAACUGUACUGUGUUUGCUUAUGGGCAAACUGGCACUGGCAAGACUCAUACUAUGGUUGGAGAGAACACGGGUGAUGAGACAACAUGGCAGAAUGAUCCCCUUGCUGGCAUCAUUCCGCGUGCUCUCAGCCAGUUAUUCGAUGAGCUUCGCAUUUCCAACACGGAAUAUACUGUUCGGGUUUCAUACUUGGAGCUAUACAAUGAAGAGUUGUUUGAUUUGCUCUCCUCAUCUGAAGACAACUCUAAGCUGAGAAUCUAUGAGGAUGUGACUAGGAAAGGAUCCAAUAUUGUAAAUGGACUUGAGGAAAUAACAGUGUACAAUAAAAAUGAAGUUUACAAGAUAAUGGCCCAAGGACAAGAGCGAAAAAGGGUAGCAUCAACCCUCAUGAAUGCACAAUCAAGCCGUUCGCACACAGUGUUCACUAUAGUGGUGCACAUGAAGGAGAACAGCCCCGAGGGUGAGGAGCUGGUUAAAAUUGGGAAACUUAACCUGGUAGAUCUCGCUGGUUCCGAAAACAUCAGUAAGGCGGGGUCAGAUAACCCGGCGAAGCGCGAGCGAGCGCGAGAGUGCGUCAACAUCAACCAGUCACUGCUCACUCUCGGCAGGGUUAUCACUGCCCUCGUGGAGAGGCACCCACACAUACCCUACAGGGAAUCGAAGCUGACCCGAAUCCUCCAAGAAUCUUUAGGUGGUCGGACAAAGACCUCCAUCAUAGCUACGAUAUCCCCUGGACAUAAGGAUUUAGAGGAAACCAUGAGCACCCUAGAAUACGCCCAUCGGGCGAAGAAUAUACAAAACAAGCCUGAAGUUAACCAGAAGAUGACAAAGAAAGCUAUAUUAAAAGAGUUUGCUGAGGAAAUCGAUAAGCUGAAGAGGGAUCUACAGGCUGCUAGAGAUAAAAAUGGUGUGUAUUUGGCCAGCGAUACCUUCGCCGAGAUGACGCUAAAAGAAGAAGAGCAAAGGAAAGAAAUACAAGAGCUGCUACUGAAAAAGAGAGCGAUGGAAGAGGAGAGAGAUCGUAUGGAGAACGUGUUUUCCGACUUGAAUCAUAAAUUGCAAGCGACUGGUAGUGAGCUAGACAGCACUAGGGCUCAACUACAUAACACUAAGGCAAAACUAAUCGACACCUCUAAUCUGCUUCGUACCAAAAAUAUGGAAUGCGAGGAGCAAAAGUAUCUGGUGGCUCAUCAGCAGCAGACGGAGGAAAAGUUGGGUGCGCAAGCGCGACAGCUGGUAAAUGCCGCUGAUACCGCUUCCGCCCACGCCACAGCGCUGCAUGACACCAUCGCGCGACGACGGAGCAUAGAAUCGGCUAACUUGGAAGUGACAAAGACGUUUCGUCGUGAGUCUGGUGCGCAACGUACUAUGAUAUCGUCGUGUGUACAAAACUUCACUGACACUUUGCUGGAAACACUCGAUUCACUACGCUCUGCGAUAGAUCAUAUAGUAGAAUGGAGCAAGUCCUUUGGUCUUAAAGUUAAUCCUGCCAAGACUAAUGCAAUGAUAGUAGGUAGCUCUAGGUUGACCUCCAAAUUGGACUGGCAUCUGUUACCUAAGAUUAACUUUGAUGGGACUGACAUCCCUUAUAGCGUAUCAGUAAAAAACUUAGGUAUAAUCUUUGAUAGUAGUUUGAGCUGGGGACCUCAAUUGCAAUAUGUAAGUCGUAAACUGUAUGCUUCUGCUGCGUCACUGAGGAGGUUGCGUAACUUUUUGCCGACUGCCACUAAACUUGCUCUAGCACAAUCUUUGUUGCUUCCAAUUCUUGAUUACGCCGAUGUCUGUUAUCUCGAUCUUACGGAAGACCAGCUUAAUAAACUUGAGCGGCUCCAAAACUUCUGUAUUCGGUUUAUAUUUGGAUUGCGCAAAUAUGAUCAUAUAUCUCAAUUUCGUACUCAGCUCAAGUGGCUUCCAAUUCGUCUUCGCCGGAAUGCUCAUAUAUUAUCCCUCCUUUACAAUAUUUUGUUUAACCCCCUUUAUCCGCGCUAUUUGAAAGAACGCUUCAAUCCGCUAUACUGCUGUACUUCAUUUUCCUUGAGGUCAUCGGAAAACCUGAAACUUGAAACCCCUCUCCAUACAACUACUUUUUAUGAUGGCUCUUUCACUGUCCAAGCUGUGCGUCUUUGGAAUGCUCUUCCGACUUCCAUAAGACGCGCUCAAUCAUUAAAUAUUUUCAAAGAAUUGAUGAAAUCUCUAAGUAAUGCUACACACGAUAAAGUGAAUGGUGUGGUCGUAGAACAUCGCACCGAAUUUGAUGCCUCCUUGUGUGCGUACAGUGAAGCGAUAUCCACUGCACUCGAUGCUUCCAUAAAGGCAUUAACUUGUAGUUUACAACGCGUAAAGGAAACCGUCGAAAGGAAGGACGUCGAUAAUUUUGUACGAGAGUGGUACACGUGUAUGUUCGCGCGCGUCAUGUCGCUGAGUGGUGUACAAUCGCGCAUGAUGGAAACAGCGCGGCAUGAGGAGGCGCGCGUGCGUGAUGCCGCGCGUCAACACGCACACGCACGCACGGAGCGCGCACGCACACACGCGCAACGUGCCGCCGCACGCCUACAUCAAAUAGAAGAAGAAAAAACUGAAAUACAAAAUCGCCUUACGAAACAACGUUGUGAGAUUGAAAAAGAGAGAGAGACGACAGAAAACCGUCUACGAUUGUGGGCCGAGGAAGAGAGACGGCUACUGGAAGAGAGACUCGCUAGACACAUAGCUACAGAGAAACAGGUGUUAGAAGAGAGAUUGAAUGAGAAGAUGAAGCAAAUAGAAGAUGAACAGAAACUUCUAGAAGACAGGAUAACUAGACAUAUAGAGUGGCAACAGCAGCAACUGCAAUCUUGCAAUGAAGAAUUGGAGAUGGCGAAUAAAGAUCUAGAGGAAUAUGAGACUAUGAUGAAGGAGACUAGCGCACACUUUACUAAAUACGACAAGGAGUUUGAAGAAGGCUCGACGGCAGUGAGUACCGAGCUGGAGGUUUUACCUCGCAGCGUGACUGACAUUACCGAGCACGGGCGCAUCACAAUAUUACACGCUAUACAAGACGCGCUGCUGAACGCACAGCAAGAAGCCAAUGAGCUGAUAGUCGGCUCAACCACCACAAGACAACAGUUGACUUCCACCACACACAGACUCUUGGACGAUAUCGUCGGCUGCAAUAAACAAGCAUUAGAUCAAAUUUAUAGCUGUUUAGAGUGUAACAACGCGGUGACAAUAGAGGAAUUGUCUCACCUAUCUGGUUCCAUCACGUCGCUGAUCUGUUCGUGUAAUGACCACUCGCGGUCACAGAACACUUUCGCCGUUACUUUGCAACAACACGCGCGCGGUCUUAACACGGCUGUAGGAGAAGCUGUAGAAGAACAUGAGCGAUUGGAGAACAAGUAUUUGAACGACGAGUACAGAAUGUACUCGCCCACUGGUAGUACUCCGGCUCGUGUACAGUACAAAUAUCCUCGUGUGCUGGCCGCCACUUCACCACAUGAGCGAAUACUGGCCAGAUAUAGACAGACACGCCAACACGACAUAAGUGACGUGGUAGUGAUAGAAUCAGACGGCGAGACAGUUCCCGGCAGCGAAUCCGAGAGCUCGUCUGAAAAUCUGACCUUCAUUACACCCUCACCGCCCGCGAACAUUACAACCACGCCGCUUAUAUGCAAGUCAACGUCAGAGACUGACAUAUACGUUAGACGAAAGCAGCAAGAUAAAGAAAUUACAGGCAAAGAAAAUCCAGAUCGCUCGUUAAGCAAUCGCAAACGUUCAAAGCUACCAGCUCCUUCAUCACACAAGAAACCGCUCGUCGAACGAAACGGGACUGUCAACUGACGUAAUUAUACAUACGCGCUAGACAUGUAUUUAAUCAAACACAGCAGUAAAAUAAUACCUGAUUCAUAUACAUGUCGAGCCGUGACGUCACAAUUCAAUAAACAUGAGUACUGGUUGCACUCGCAACGAAGACGUUGACGAUUAGUUUUUGAGGUGUGACGUAACACGAUGCUUUGCACGGCGAUCGGUCACAGAUUAUAAAUCGCAAGAUAAUUUGUCAAAAAUAAACUAUACUUUACUUGUAAUUCGUAAUGGUUGUCAACGAGGGAUGGAAAUAUUUAAUAAUGAAUCUAGUUCUAUAAAAAUACAUUCAAAAGAUUUUUUUUGUUAAAUAGUAUGUGCUGAAUUAUAAGAAAUAGCUAGUGUCAAUAAUCAGCUAUUUUAAAACUCAUUUUGAUACGGAAGUAAUCUCGUAUGAGAGUAAAAAAUAUUAUAAAAUCCUUACAUUCAAACUGUUGAAAAGAGGUAUCUUGUCGAUUUUUUAAAUUAAUAGUCUCGAUAGAUUAUUACUUUUUAAUUAAUCGCAUUAAGUUAGAUUAUUAAAAUUGCACGCAGAUUUAUUAGCCGAAAGUUGUAUAAUAAAUAAACUUUGAAAGCUAUUUAUUAUUUUAAUAUAAAAUUAGCUGUUCAUAAAAUAAUAAUAGGUUUAUUUUGACGUAUUUGACAUUACAUAUUGAUAGAAACCUUUAUUUUAUUUUAUGUGAAUGAGUGCAAAACAAUGUGUAAUGUAAUAUACACUGAUAGUUAUGAUUUAAAUGCGUGAUACUGCUGCGUUUAUUUGUGUGAUGAAAACAUCAGAACUGGGUUAUCUUUGUCUUAUUAUAUUGUCUUCGAAGUUUUUUUACAAAAAAUACAGUAAAUAUGACUAUAAAAAAUAAUUCUAAGUAUGUAUUAAUUCAUUUCAAAUAUUACUAUUAUUUUAGAUUUUAGUAAUUUAAUUAGGAUGUUUGUUUUACUAUGACAAUUAUAGUAAUUAAAAUAUUUUGAGUAAGAGAUUUAGUUUUGGUUAUAAUUAUAAUAGAAAUAUUCAUUUAUAUGUUGAAGCAUGUAAAUUAUAAAAAUAAAUACCUAUACAUAUUAAAAAAAAAUCUUGGAGUGUUCAAAAAGACAAAAUUGAAAAAAAAAUAUUUAUUUUAACCUUAGUAACUGUUAUUUCUUUCACUUUAUAUUUAAUGUUAGCUUUCCAACAGCGGCUUUGCUCGCGUUGUCCUGUAUUAUAUGUAAAUGAAAAACUUUCCUUUUGAAUCAAAAAAGACCGCAUCAAAAUCCGACACUAUGUUAUUUGAAUAUUAUUUUAAAAUAAGCUUCAG
Messenger RNA from Diatraea saccharalis (sugarcane borer), 5518 nucleotides. Lineage: Eukaryota; Metazoa; Arthropoda; Insecta; Lepidoptera; Crambidae. The record is from the annotation of a GenBank genome assembly.